This is a messenger RNA of Prorocentrum cordatum, 756 nucleotides long. NCBI's taxonomy places the organism in Eukaryota, Dinophyceae, Prorocentrales, Prorocentraceae. The record is from the annotation of a GenBank genome assembly.
GCCAAGUCUCAGUACGAUGAGCUCCAGGCGCAGCUCGUGGCGGCCAAGGAGCGGGUCGACAAGCUCCAGGCGACCGCGGAGCUCGGGCUCUCGGAGGGCUUCCAGCGUGAGGCGGAGAAGGCCCUCCAGCAGGGCAGGGACCAGGUCGCCGCGCUCGAGCAGUCGGCCCAGGAGGCCCAGCGGACGGGGCGCCCGCCCCACUCGGUCUUCCACAUCGAGGCCAACGCCAUCCAGAAGGUCGAGCGUCAGCUGGCCAAUGCCCGCACCAAGAGGGAGAAGCUCCAGCUGCAGGCGGCUGAGCUGCGUGACCUCAUCGCGGAGAAGCAGGAGCAGCUGUCUGCGGCCGAGUUGGGAGUUGAUGAAGUUGCUGGGCAGAUUGCUGAGCUGGAAGAGACCAAGGCCAAGGUCACGCAGCAGGCGAUCCAGAGGGCCAACGCGGCAGUCGGUGGUGUGCCGAGCCCGCUCGGGGACGCUGUCCAGGGGCUGCUCACGCAGGUUGGGGCCCUGUCGGACCUCCUCAAGCAGCACGGGGAUGAGUUGCCCCCCAAGUUCUCCGAGAUCGUCGACAUCCUCAACACGCAGAAGGAAGCGGUCGCUGACGUGCUCAGACCCCGCAGCAGCUCGGCCAGGAAGCGCUGGGGUGACUGCGUUGGCGACGACGGCCUCGCGACUGAGGACGAUGACAUGCCGCUCGACACCGUGCCCUCAGGUCUGCGGGUGGACCCUACGGGCCCGCAGUGGCCCGUGGCCAGCACG